Molecule: messenger RNA, 1428 nt
Organism: Felis catus (domestic cat)
Lineage: Eukaryota; Metazoa; Chordata; Mammalia; Carnivora; Felidae
Gene: CD4H9orf153
Product: chromosome D4 C9orf153 homolog
Exons: 6
Coding region: 618-1403 (261 amino acids)
Source: RefSeq, a predicted model, not a curated record
AACCGACUGCGCCACCCAGGCGCCCCUAAAAUGUCUUUCCAUCCUCCACCUUCCACCUAUCACCCUCAUGAAGGAAAAUAAUCCCCUGGCCUUUGGGGUCAUGCAGCUGUUUAUGUGACCUUGAGGACGUCCGUAUGUCACAAUGGACAGUGAGUUAUUCCUUCACACUAAGCGUUAGCAGAUGCCAGGCUAGCCCACGGGGCUACCAGAUGAAUGAGACCCAGCCCUGCAGAUUCGUAAACAAGAUGGCCACAUAAACAUAACUGUAAAGCAAGUGAUUGCCGAGCAGAAUGGUGUCCCUCUCCUCUGGUUUCUGUCUUUGGGAAUCUGGCUCCUUUUUGGGAUUCCAUCCUGUAGGUCAAGUGCUGCCGCCCUCACCAAGCAAACCGGAAACAAGCAGAGAUCUUCCCUGGAGGCUACACCAGGUAAGGUUUCCCUUGAUGUCGAAUAUACAUAUGAAAAUGUGCACAGAUUAUAAAGAUGAAGCUCAAUGAAUUUCUAGAAGUUAAACACAAGUAGCAUUCAGAUCAAGUCAACAAAACGUUACCAGAGCUGUGGGAGUCUCAUGUUCCAGCACUGACCCCUCCCAAGGAAGUUGGGAAUAAAAUCCCAGCACAAUGCUCCUCACCGGGGCCACCGAUCCAACUGAAGAUGAGACGGCGGACAAGCCUCCCAGGUGUUCACUGCCAGAAUUUUAUGCAUUUCUUGAGAAUUUUAAUAAGGAGAGCAAGAAAUCGAGUCUCCGAAAAACUCACGGUAUUUCACCUAGUGAGGCACAGGAAAUGCUUAGUCAAAACCUCAAUGCCAUGUCAUUCACCAGUGGAGCUGAUGUGAGGGAUGAAGACCCCCGGCCCAUUUUCACGUGCAAGGUGGUUAGAAAAGAAAAGGAGCAACCAGAAUCGAUGACCGAACUGCUAUACCGAAGCUUGUUGACCAGCUCAACCUCUCCGGGGAAGGGACUCUCCAGAUCCCAACAGAGGCUCUUGCGGAGUGGGAUUCCUCCCCCUGCACACACUUUUCCUCAUGAGAUUCUCAUCGAUCACUCCAGCUCCUCGUCACUGUUCCCCACGCAGAAGACUCAGAGAAUUAACAUAUUACACGGGCUGGGCAUUUCCAGGAUCAUGCCAGAAAAUUUCACCUUUGAGCACAAAAUUGCUAAGUACUUCUUAGUUGAUCCAGAAAAACAAUUCAUGGAUCUAAGGGAUCUGGAGUGGAGGUAUUACAAGGGGAUCGUGAAGUGCAAGCACGGUACUUCAGAUUCAUUCAUAAAUAUAAAAUACAACAGUGAGAAGAGAUUUGUGGAGAGCCAGCAGAUGCCUGGUGUUAUUUCCCCCCCUCUAGUUUAUAGGUCUUUAGUCAUUUAUCCUCAGGUUGAUUAUCCAAAAAGUACAACUUCCUCUUAAAUAAAACAUGUAGCUUAUUAAAAUA